UUCGUUACGCUCCUACGCAACUUUGCAGAGAGCAAGAGCCGGCAGCUGCAGCCAAGAGCCGAAUUCGAUUUACUUUAUUACCAGCAGCAAAGCGAUCCACAAGCACCAUGGCUGACUUUCUUGGAAAGAAGUACAAGCUGGACAAGAGCGAUAAGUUCGACGAGUACAUGAAGGCCCUUGGCGUGGGUCUGGUGACCCGCAAGAUGGGCAACGCCGUCUCGCCCACCGUCGAGCUGGUCAAGGACGGCGACAAGUACAUCCUGCGCACUACCUCCACCUUCAAGAACACCGAGAUCACCUUUGCCAACGGCGAGGAAAUCGACGAGGAAACCGCCGACGGCCGCAAGGUCAAGUCACUCUUGACCCUGGAUGGCAACAAGCUGACCCAGGUGCAGAAAGGAGAUAAGGAGACCACCAUCAUCAGAGAGUGGUCAGAAGACGCCCUGAAGACGACUUUGACGGUGGACGACAUCGUGUGCACCAGGGAUUACAAGCUGGUCGCAUAAGUACAAGUAACUCUCCUGCUUCACCAUGACCAAGCAUAAUAAACCGAUACAUCACCUUUUUUUGUGAUAAUGUAACAAAAUCGAUUUUGUUUUGAUUCAAACAAAUAUGCCCUUUAAAUGUCAAUUUAUUAUGAUAUUUUCAGCUAAUUUUUCUAUCAAACAUCUGUUUCAAAACAUUUCCAAUGAAAUCCAAAUAAAAUUUAUUUGAACACAAUUA
Neocloeon triangulifer is the source of this 723-nucleotide messenger RNA. RefSeq names its product fatty acid-binding protein (gene fabp). Gene Ontology annotation, biological process: fatty acid transport. The coding region runs from base 108 to 506 and encodes 132 amino acids. The record is from RefSeq and is a predicted model, not a curated record. The transcript is spliced from 4 exons. NCBI's taxonomy places the organism in Eukaryota, Metazoa, Arthropoda, Insecta, Ephemeroptera, Baetidae. Gene Ontology annotation, cellular component: nucleus; cytosol. Gene Ontology annotation, molecular function: fatty acid binding.